Gryllus bimaculatus (two-spotted cricket) is the source of this 1149-nucleotide messenger RNA. The record is from the annotation of a GenBank genome assembly. Lineage: Eukaryota; Metazoa; Arthropoda; Insecta; Orthoptera; Gryllidae.
AUGUGUACGCUCUUAGACCUGACUCUGGUGGCGCUCCUAGCGGUCAGCGUGGGUACUAUCAAAGCAAGUGUAACCGUUAAGAAGUGCUGCUCUGAGUUCAAGAUGCUCUCCGGAGACUUGAGAACGUGUGUGCCAACUGAUUGGCCUCGAAAUGUGUCCUUACAUCGCAGUUAUUACACAAUACUUCCACCGCUGGACGAAGAGUGGCUGCGGUUCUGGCUCCCCCCCGGCGUAACAAGGCAAAGCAUCGGCAAAGUUGAACUUCGUAGUUCGCCAAUAAAUUUGUAUAAUUUUCCUGUAAACACAUCGUCUGUGUGGGAUAAAAGGAGGCCUCUCGACGCAGACAUGUUGAGAAAUCGCGCGGUCUUCCUACAAGAGACCAUAGUGAGGCCCAAGCCAGGAGGAGGGUACCGACUAGCCUUUUACUACUGCAUCGACGCGGCAUUACCGCCUCAGGAGGCCUUCGUAAUCACGUGGAGGCCGUCAUGCUCUCUCGAUGAAUGCGCCACCAAGUGCUGCGAGCGCGGACAAGUGCUGGCGAGUCAGCAAGGCAACUGGGAGUGUGAGGAGGGUGGUCUGAGCGACUGGGAUGCGCAGAACGCCUCUUUCGCACAGGACAUUGACUCUGAGUUUCCCCAGAGCGAGCCGCUCAGCUGCCCUACCCUCCGACUGGGGGCCCCCGAAGACCGCGCAGCCCCAUGGGCGCGCUCCGCCUACAGGGUGAACCUCUUCUCCAACUGGAAGCCGUGCUUCGACUUCUACCGCAGCAACGGCACCUUGCAGGAAGGACUGUUCUACUGCGAGUAUCCGCGGGUGGCGCGAGGCCUGUACUGGCUGCUGCGACCGCUUAGCGUGGUCUCGGUUCUGCUACUGGCCUGUUCGUUGUGCUCCAUCGCAUGCGACCGGAGCAUGCGACAGAAGGCGCACGGAUGGUGCCUGGCACUCCACGCGUCGUGUCUGCUAGCCUUCAAUGUGGGCCAGGUGGUGUACUUCUUGGCCAUCAGUGACACUAUUGACGCCCGGCGCAAAAUAAAACCUGCUGUUUGGAAAAUGUGCAGACAUCUUGCUCUCUCGAUGUAUUUUCUGCUGACUGCUGCCUGGUUCUGGCUCACUGCACUCUGUCUGAAUAUGGCUAGUGGUUUCAGGUAA